Molecule: messenger RNA, 1713 nt
Organism: Gallus gallus (chicken)
Lineage: Eukaryota; Metazoa; Chordata; Aves; Galliformes; Phasianidae
Gene: ROGDI
Product: rogdi homolog
Exons: 11
Coding region: 20-880 (286 amino acids)
Cellular component (GO): RAVE complex
Source: RefSeq, a predicted model, not a curated record
GGGCGGGACUGGGGAUAGGAUGGCGGCGGCCAUGGUGAGCUCGGCGGAGCGAGCGGUGCUGGAAGAAGAGUUUAAAUGGCUGUUACAAGAGGAGGUCCAUGCUGUUUUGAAACAGCUGCAGGAUAUUUUGAAGGAGGCCUCCCACAGGUUUGCCCUGCCCGUGGGGGGCUCGGAAGGAGCAGCCAAACAGGAGAGCUUCGUGCUGAGCGUGGCGGGCAUGGACCAGGUAAAAGGUGUGUUAACACUGCAAGGAGAUGCCUUGUGUCAGGCUGACCUUAAUUUGAAAAUGCCCAGAAGUAAUCAGCUGCUGCAUUUUGCAUUCCGGGAAGACAAGCAGUGGAAAUUGCAGCAGAUCCAGGAUGCUAGAAACCAUGUUAACCAAGCAAUUUACCUGCUUAUGAACAGAGAUGUAAACUACCACUUCAAGACAGGCUCAGAGGUUCUUAAGCUUAUGGAUGCUGUGAUGUUACAGCUCUCAAGAGCACGGAAUCGACUCACCACUCCAGCCACUCUGACUCUGCCAGAAAUUGCCUCCAGUGGUCUCACGAAAAUGUUCAGCCCUGCUCUGCCUCCAGACAUCCUUGUGAAUUUCUAUAUAAACCUGAAUAAGCUGUGCCUGACUCUCUACCAACUCCAUGUGCUACAGCCCAGCACGACCAAGAACUUCAAGCCUGCUGGAGGAUCCAUUCUGCACAACCCUGGAGCCAUGUUUGAGUUUGGCAACCAGCGAUAUGAAGUCAGCCAUGUCCAUAAAAUGGAGUGCGUUGUCCCAUGGUUAAAUGAUGCCCUUGUCUUCUUCACAGUUUCACUGCAGCUUUGCCAGCAACUGAAGGACAAGAUCUCUGUUUUCUCCAGUUACUGGAACUACAAGCCACAUUAAUUCCCUGUGGACUGUCCAAACCCUUAAAGCACUUCCAGUGUCUCCCCGUUUGUUUUCUGUGUGCCAGUUGAGUUCAGGUCAGCCUGUGAAGAGUGCUGUGAUUUGCUUACCUCGUGGUCCUCUUCAGGGUAGGGUCAAUGGAUCUGGAGAUACACAUCUGGUAGCACUGUCUGGGAGUAAUGCAUGAGCAGGGCACCAAGCAAUGCCGUGUGGUUAGUGGGAGCUUCCACCUAUCUUCUUUCUCAUGUGGGUUGUGUGGUUUAUGCUUCACAAACCUCUGAUAAUGAAACAGUAGUCCCUUACAAGGGAUGGGGAGCUGUGGACCUUCAGUAACAGUAUUUGCACGUAGUGCUAUCACUAACUGCUGGACUAUGAGCUGGUUGGGAAGGGGUGAAGUUAGACUCCUUUAACACACCACAAAAAGCGUAGGGCAUGUUGGUCUCCAGCUGCAGUUAUGACUAGCUCAGAGCUUUUCUCUCCGAUCUGUUCUAGCCAUACCCGUGUUACUGAUUCCCCUUUGGGGAUAUUCUUACUUGCUACUAUUUGAGCUUUUUUCCUUGGCAUCAAUGUGAUCAUCUGUGUUAUUUAUUUUUCCUAAACCCUAGUCCAGCCACUUGGUUUUUUUCCAGGUGUGGUAUUUCAUUUUCAUUGCCAGCCUUUGGAGCUGCCUUGGUACCUUGAGCUCAGCUGUGCAGUCUCACAUCCUGUCAUUAAACUCAAAGUGAGUACCAUGUUGUUGCUAUGAUUUGCUGCCUAUUUAUGAAUGCUACAGUAUGUAACUCAGCCCUCUAACCAUUGAUAACUGUGAAAUAAAGAUCUUCAGACAUACCGUG